UAGAACUCUCCAUUACAUGCAUAUGUAAUAACUAUGCGGCUGGUGGUUUGGGUGUCUGUCGUGUUCCCUGUGCUUUACAGCCAGGGGACGGACGCCUGUCCUGACGAGUGUUCCUGUGAACAGUCAUCUUACUGUAAUGGGACUUAUGUAGGUUGUGCUUCUAGAGGGCUGAGCAGAGUACCGACUAACAUCCCCACGGACACUUGUCAUCUAAGGUUGUGGAACAAUGAUAUAACAACUUUAGAGAAUGGGAUUUUUGACGGAUUGACGAAUCUACAGACCUUAGACCUGGGCUUGAAUAAGAUAACAACGUUACAGAAUGGAAACUUUGAUCAGUUGGCAAAUCUACAUACACUAUACUUGUAUGGAAAUAAAAUAGCAACGUUACCAAAUGGAAUUGUUGAUGCAUUGACGAAGCUAGAGACACUAGACUUUGAGGGGAAUCAAUUAGGAACGUUACCAAAUGGAAUUUUUGAUGCAUUGACGAAGCUACAGACACUAGACUUGAGAAGCAACAAAAUAGCAACGUUACCAAAUGCAAUCUUUGAUCCAUUGACGAAGCUAGAGACACUAAACUUGGGUAACAAUAACAUAACAACGUUACCAAAUGGAAUCUUUGAUGCAUUGACGAAGCUACAGAAACUUGGAUUAUAUGGAAACCCUCUAAUUUGCAAUUGUCCAUUAGUCGACAUUGUUCUCUUGGUGAAAAGAAGACGAUUACAGUGGAUUUCCCGUCCUUCCUGUCACAGCCCUGUGACUCUAAGAAAAACAUUGCUGAAGGACCUGAAACUUCAAGAAGUAAUUUGUGAUUCAGAUUCCACCACCGGUUCUAUCCGCGUGGAAACAAGAGUUCCUGGUACGUAUUUUGGAUCAAUUUAAUCAAAGGUUGUGUGAUUACUGGUGGUACAUGUAGCUUAAAACCUAGGACAGUUAGCCUUUGUUCUAAUUGUUCCUUCGUCAAGUUUUCUAUAUUAAAAGAGAAUUUUUUUUUCCACUGAUGCAGAAACUGUCUUUUCGACAAUAACCGGAUUUGGAAAGUAUUCAACAUGUACCAAACAUGUUGAACAUUGUAUAGAACACUGAUUUGUAAAGUAGCAAUUUACAGUAUACGUCAAUGACACUUGAUGCAUGAAAUUAUCAGCAAUGAAUGUCAUUGUAUCUCUUGCCGCUAACAUCAUUGAAAACAUCGAUUUGAAAUGGCUUUAAAGCUUGAAGAAUUCCAAUCCACGAGGUAAACUCUUUGUGUAGAAAUUGGAUUAUUGUCCAAUAUCUAAAUUGCCCUCGGCAUCGGAAGUAAGUUUGUUAUUUUAUGUAGUUAUUUACAAAUAGUAUGACAUAUCCUAUAAAUGCAUAUUCAUGCGCAUAUAUAUAUAUAUAUAUAUAUAUAUAUAUAUAUGUGUGUGUGUGUGUGUGUGUGUGUGUGUGUGUGUGUGUGUGUGUGCAGAUACAUCUCUAAUGUUAACAAUUUGUCCCACUUACCAGUGUGUACCGUGAGUAGGAUCUAAUUUGAUGCGAUUUCGAAUGACUUUUAAACAUUACAGACAUCUGACAUCUGUCUACAUACUCAGAUCUGUCUUGUUUGAUAUGCCGCUGAUUAAGGUGUUGUCAUUAGAACGUGGAAACAGUCAUCAUUCUCAUACAGCUGACAAUACGAGUCAACUGAAUCUUUGCGUGAUCCUGAUUAAUUGUAAAGUUGUGAUUUUUACCUGGGGUCAACUUGUACAACAAUUUACUGUUAGUUAUUGUCUCAAAAGUAGCAUAGUCAUGUGAUUAGGAAAAAUGAUGAUACCUUUAUACAUUUCAAAUAAAUUUCCGCAAUGUAAUAUAUAUUAUAAAACAGCAAGAACUUUUUUCAUUCAUGUAUUGAAAUCCAUCAAACGGACACACUGUAUAAAAUGAAAAGUGAUCAAUUAGAACAGCUCACAAAUCAAUAAAACCAUGGAAGAUUCACCAAUGCACUGCUACCUAGAGACCGUAGUAGACAUGCAUCCCUGUCUUCAGCGCUGAUGGGCCUUUAUAUCCAUAUAUUCAACUCUGGUGUGUAUUUAUAUUCCAUUUGUCAAUUCUGGUGAGUAAAACUAUUUUCUCUCUCUAUGGAAUAGGCUGCUAUAAAGCAAAACAUCCUUUACGUAACUAUGUAAAAAGUUACACGUUUACUUGUUAUGUACAAGUUCACCUUUUGUUUGGUGUCUAUAAGGUAUGUGUUUAUGAUGGUGUAUUUUGUACGUCUGGAGAGAUGAGGGAUCGAAUAAAAAAUCACAUUAUUUUCAUGUUUAUUACACUUAUUACAAUGACGACAAUAAUCACAAACAUGUAAUACGGUAAGUUUUAAAUAUUAUUUUAUUAUUUAUUUCUAUUAUCGUAUUUGAACAUUUCAGGACAUCAGAAAAGAAGAAGAUGUGACUGUUGGGUAAACAAUGGCGUGGUCUGCUGUGGGUUUUUUCUUUGGAUCGGUGCCAGAUACUGACGGGCGGGUUAGGGUUGCCGGUUUUUCAUACCGUUUGUUACACCGUUCUUGAUAUACUGAUUUUGCCUAUGGAUUGCUUUGCUUACAUGGUCAAGAUAUAAGACACACGGCAGAUUAAAAUCCAGACACACAGAUGGGAUUCGAGCAUUCUACAUUCCGCACAUAAUUCAGAAGCUCUAUCCACUACGCCGCUGGCGUUGAUGACAUCUGUUGAACAUAACCUGUUUGGAAGAUAUGGAAUCACUUCAAAUUCUGCUGGUUACACCAUCCCCAAAUAUAUUUCAAGGACAAUAUGUUGAGAAGGGUGUAUAAAUGAUGAAUACUGGAUAGCACGAGGAUGAUCAGAAUUCAUCAGUACCUCCGCAACUAGUAGGAUUCAGAAGUAUUCAUAGUAGAGUUUUUCACCCCAAGCUCAAAUGAUGUAGUUGAUGCAGAACCCGCAUUCCCUAUGGUGAACUGAAACUGAAAAGUGCCACAGGAUGACAAAACUUUCUCAUGAUGGAGACGUCACCAAUGCCGGUGAAGGACUUCAAAAUUUAGGCCUAUGGUUGGAGCUUACAACCUUUGAGCAGGGGGUCUUUAUUCUGUCACACCUGCUGUGACACAGGGCCUCGGGUUAUGUUGUCUUAUCCGAAGAACCGCCCCGUUUAGUCGCCUCUUACGACAAGCAGGGAUACUGAGGACCUAUUCUAACCCGGAUCACG
This is a messenger RNA of Ostrea edulis (European flat oyster), 3171 nucleotides long. RefSeq names its product slit homolog 3 protein-like. Gene Ontology annotation, cellular component: plasma membrane. The transcript has 13 exons. The record is from RefSeq and is a predicted model, not a curated record. Bases 34 to 879 code for a protein of 281 amino acids. Gene Ontology annotation, molecular function: protein binding. NCBI's taxonomy places the organism in Eukaryota, Metazoa, Mollusca, Bivalvia, Ostreida, Ostreidae.